Chelonia mydas (Green sea turtle) is the source of this 315-nucleotide messenger RNA. RefSeq names its product interferon lambda-3-like. The record is from RefSeq and is a predicted model, not a curated record. Gene Ontology annotation, molecular function: cytokine activity. NCBI's taxonomy places the organism in Eukaryota, Metazoa, Chordata, Testudines, Cheloniidae. Bases 31 to 315 code for a protein of 94 amino acids. The transcript has 3 exons. Gene Ontology annotation, biological process: defense response to virus; innate immune response; cell surface receptor signaling pathway via JAK-STAT.
AACGUCCCAGCAAAUACACGGCAAGGGAAAAUGGUGAACGUAGGCUACAAAGUUCUCUUUGCUCUGGCCAUCUGGACGAUGACUACAGAGGCCUUUCCCAAAGGCGCUGAGAGGACAAAAUGCCACCUCACAAAAUACAAGUCCCUGCCACCUCGGGAACUGGAGGCCUUCAAGAAAGCCAAGGACAAAUUUGAGGACAUGAUGCUGUUGUCAGACCGAAAAUGCAGCACCAGGAUUUUCCACCGGAACUGGGAAGUCAAAGAGCUGUCGGUACAAAAAAUCUCAGUCAAGGGGUACAAGAAGGUCACAUGCUAG